AUGCCAAACUUUUACAAAGACGAAUUUCCUGCAAAUCUCGACGCCGCCGAGUCAGACAUUUACCACGCCGGCAUUUUUCUCGGUUUGAGACUCAAUGAGUUUUGAUUAAUUCCUUCAAUUAUACAGGUUGCACGUUCGGAGUCGCGGCUUUAUAUGUAUGGGCGGUGGGAAUCUUGGCAGCCGGCCAAUCUUCUACCAUGACUGGCACCUACGCUGGCCAAUUUGCCAUGGAGGUACAGUUUGAUGUCUUUCUCUGAGCUAGAGGGGCUGAAAAAGUCAAAUGAAACAUGAAUUGUGAAACUUCAUUUUUAAAUGAUCGAUUUAAAAUGUUUUUUCUAUGCCGAUUUAAAUUUUUAAUCAUUUAAGGGUUUCAUCCAAAUUCGUAUGCCACAAUGGAAACGUAUCCUAAUCACUCGGUAAUUUCUCAAAAAUAUCAAACCAUAAAGUCGAUAUUAAAGGUCACUCGCAAUUGCUCCGACGCUUUUCGUCACUGUUUUCAGUGGUGGAAUCGACCACAUCAGCGGACUCAACGAUUUUUUGAACUGUGUUCAAGUAGAAUAAUAGUUAACUGGACCAAAGUUAGAUUAAAUUCUGAUUUAGAUGAUCCAACUUCCCUUUGCGCUGGUUCCUGUGCUCACCUUCGUCUCGGACAAAAGAAUCAUGGGAAAUUAUCGACUAAAUACGUAUGUUAACUACGAACAACACGAGAAUAUUCAAUUUAUUUGAAAAAAUAUUUCUAUCACUUUUACUUUUACAAUUUUUAAAAGUAGCGCCUAAUUCAGAAGAAGCCAGGUGUCAAAAAAAAAUUACGAGAAGCCUAGAUUUCAGGUUCGGAAAGGCUUUCGCGAUACCAAUUUCUCUUCUCGUACUUCUCAUCAACUUUUACUUCUUGUACAACUGGAUUGAUGAACAAUUUGGCUAUACAGCCGUCUCCAUUUCUUUUUCCAUCUUUUUGGCCAUCGUUUACUUGAUAUUUGUCAUCUACUUAACAUAUUAUUGCCUUUUGGCAAUGGAUUUCAUCAGAGACAUCAAAUCGGUGAGUAGAUCAACCGUUUUUUUCAUUUGAAAAUUCGAAAACUUCAGAAAUACCUGCCAGCGCCGAUUUACAGCGAUUUCGAUCAACCGUGGCUUGAAGACGAAAAAUAUAACAUUUCUAUCGCCUCUUCGUAUGAGAAAAUGUAGAAAUAUGACAACUAUUCGUACCUUAUUCAUAUGUUGAUCUCAAAACGGGCUUAAUAAAUUUGUUUAAUGAAGUUUUUGAAGUUUAACUCGAACAGAAAAAAAAUUCUGCGAUCAUCUAAAAAGGGUUGAAGUUAAUUGCGCGCCACGGAGCAGGGCGCGAAGCCAAAAAUUCAAACUUCUUAUCUCUGUUUUCCUUGCUUUUCAACCUUCUUAAGCUUCUCUUUUUUCGAUUUUCAGUGAAAAUAUUGGAAAAUUUUUGACUAUAAUGAAAAAAGAUAAGCGUAGGCUGGUCCUUAUAGAACUAAAUUUUUUUCAACACUUUUUUUCAAAAAUAUUGUUUGAUUUUUUGUGAAGAUUUUUCAAUUUUCUCUCAAAGUGUGUUCCAUUCUAUUCACUGGUUCAUCCCAUUUGAUUUUUUUCGAGUUUUCUAGUUGCGUGUUAUUUUUUAAUUUCUUAGUCAAGUUUACUAUUGAUAUCUUUCUCAAAUCACUAUUUUUUUAAACUGUUAUAAAGAACAAUUUUUGCUAUUGAGAGAAUUUAAAGUUUUUGACGUUAAAAAAACUUUUAAAAAAACUAUUUGAAAUAUUGAAACCAUUCUUCUUUUUUUGGUGCGUUUAUGAUAAACAGAAUUUUCUUUGAAAAAUUUUCUCAGACAGGAUGAGCAACGAAUCACCGAAGCCCGAAGAGAAGUUGGAUCAAAACACACCAAACAAGGAGAACAAUGAUUCGAAAACCUCGCCCUCAGAGAAGAUUGAGGUUCUCAUUAAAAUAUACUUUUGUCCGUUAACGCGAUUUGAAGGCACCCAAAGUGCCACUUCCACAUGAAACGCCGGCUGCCGUCCGAAAUCGCCGUCAUUUGCAAAAGGAGCUGCACAUGAGCUCGCCGUCCGACUCGAUGCUCUCGCCGUGCACCAGCAAACUCUUCGGAAAGGUCUGUUGUCUCUCGGCACGGAAACCAUCAAAAGUUCUCAAAAAACGUAUUUGAAGGGAUCUCUUUCUACCCUACAGCAGCGGCAUACUUUAUCGAUUUGAAAAAGGAUUUAUUGAAGAUUUCAAACUUCUAUUUAAACAAAAUUAUUUUCUGAGAAACACAAAUAGCAAGUUAAGCAAAUAGUAAGCAAAUAUUAAACAAAUAGUAAGCAGUUAAAAUGAACUAUUUAAAACAAAAAAAAAAUAGAGAAGAUUAUGUAAAAACAUAGCUUAGGACUUAUCAGUGAAAUAAAGUAAAAAUAAUAUUAUUUUUUUAGCCACUGAGUUGAAAAAAAUGUUUAUAAUAGCUUUCUUUUAAAAAGUUUGUACCACCUCGUUAUCAUUUUUCCUUCACGACAGUAUAGCCAUACCAUUUCGACGUUGCGAAAAAUAAAUUCAACUAUAUGAGCGAUUCUUCAUGAUGAUGCAUAUUUUUCAGAAUUAAAACACAAAAAUUAAUGUUUUCAUUUGAAUAAUAUUGCAAGUAUAGGUUUUAAGCUGAUGGAUACCGCUUUUUUUUUUCAAAAAUCGACUAUAAUCAGCUCUUCAUUUGCAGAAAGCCAUGUCAGGGCCGACGGCGUUGUUGCGAAGCCGGCAACAGUCGGCGAUUCCGUUUAAAAUCGACGCCGCCGCCGAAAACGACGAUGACGAGUAA
Caenorhabditis auriculariae is the source of this 2806-nucleotide messenger RNA. The record is from the annotation of a GenBank genome assembly. Lineage: Eukaryota; Metazoa; Nematoda; Chromadorea; Rhabditida; Rhabditidae.